Rubroshorea leprosula is the source of this 2195-nucleotide messenger RNA. Lineage: Eukaryota; Viridiplantae; Streptophyta; Magnoliopsida; Malvales; Dipterocarpaceae. The record is from the annotation of a GenBank genome assembly.
AGCGCGACCAUCUGUUCUUUGUCUCGCCUCCGGUAUCCAUCAACGCCGGCGUCUCACUGCUUCAACCCGCAGGGUUUUGUCUUGGAAAAUAAAGGAGUUGCCUUUAUUGCAUCUUGCUAGUUCAGACUUGAGUAGAAAAUGAGCUCUGCAACUUUCAAUUCUAUAUUUUUCAAUCAAGGAUGUUUGUGGAAGCAAGAAGUGAAGAUAUCAAAAAUCAAGCACCAAAAUGAGAAAUCAAGGCUUUAUGUUGGAGGAACUGGAGCAUUGUCAGUAAAAUGUUCUCAAGCUACUGAUGGUAAAGCUUCAAAACGUGAAAAGGAAGUUCGCAUUGGUCUUCUUGGUGCCAGUGGUUACACUGGUGCAGAGAUUGUUCGCCUUCUGGCAAACCAUCCAUAUUUCGGCAUCACAUUAAUGACUGCUGACAGAAAAGCUGGUCAAUCAAUGGGAUCUGUGUUUCCUCAUUUAAUAACACAAGAUCUACCAACUAUGGUUUCCAUUAGGGAUGCUGAUUUUUCUAAUGUAGAUGCUGUAUUUUGUUGUUUGCCUCAUGGAACCACUCAGGAAAUCAUCAAAGGCCUCCCUAGGAAUUUAAAGAUUGUUGAUCUUUCUGCGGAUUUCCGGCUGCAAGACAUUGCUGUCUAUGAAGAAUGGUAUGGUCAGCCUCAUAGUGCACCAGAUUUGCAGAAAGAAGCUGUAUAUGGUUUGACUGAGAUUUUGAGGGAGGAAGUGAAAAAUGCACGCCUAGUUGCUAAUCCUGGUUGUUAUCCAACAUCAAUUCAGCUUCCCCUUGUUCCCUUGAUAAAGGCUAAUCUCAUCGAGCACAGAAAUAUCAUUAUUGACUCAAAAUCUGGUGUGAGUGGAGCAGGACGUGGAGCCAAGGAGGCAAAUCUGUACUCUGAAAUAGCUGAAGGCAUAUACUCAUAUGGUGUUACAAGGCAUCGCCAUGUUCCAGAAAUUGAACAAGGACUGUCUGAUGCUGCACAUUCGAAAAUAACUGUCAGUUUUACACCACACCUAAUGCCAAUGAGCCGUGGAAUGCAGUCAACUAUAUAUGUAGAAAUGUCUCCAGGAGUGACAGUUGAGGAUUUAUACCAGCAAUUAAGAAUAACUUAUGAGGAAGAAGAAUUUGUGAAGUUGUUGGAGAAGGGCGUUGUUCCCCGCACUCAUAAUGUUCGAGGUUCUAACUAUUGCUUUAUUAAUGUUUUUCCUGAUCGGAUACCUGGAAGAGCAAUAAUCAUAUCAGUCAUUGACAAUGUCGUGAAAGGAGCUUCAGGUCAAGCAUUACAAAAUCUUAAUAUAAUGCUGGGAUACCCAGAAAACACAGGGCUUCUCUACCAGCCGUUGUUUCCAUGACAUAUUCCUCCAUUCCUAAGUCCCAUUCCUAAAAUGCAUAAUUGCCGAGUGGAAGAAAGGAUAUUCCCAAAAACUUGUUAUUUGAUUUUUAGUUGCCGGAGGAGGUGAACUGUGGGAAACUGAUCAUGAGUUGAAGCAUGGAGGGGAAUCCAUCCGUUUAUAUUGUGCCAUAGAAAUAUAUGAUAUUGAGUCAUAUGACAUUAUAUAUUUAUGCUGGCCCAAUUUUAUUUUCCUUUUUUGACUCUAAUAAUUGUGUUUCAAUUAGAAUCCAAUCUUCCAGAAGCUUAAGUAUUGUGUUGUUGCGGAGAAAUUGUGUUUCUAUUCUUGUUUACAGUAUUUUGAAACACUGAAAAUUGGAAACCUUUUAGCUGUUUUGCCAUCUUGUUUGGUCCAGUUUCUUAGUUGCAGCAGUAGUUGAAGGUUUUUCAUUUUUCUCUCUUUUUUGGGGGAGUGGGGGUGGGCUGGUUGGUGUGGGGCAACAGCAAUAGUUGAAGCUUGGUCGUAGUUUUUCUGAAAGCAAAUUUUAGUUUUUGGACUCUAGAGGUUAAUAAUGUUACAAAUUUAUAAUUUUUGGGAAGAGAUUUUACUAUAAUUGUUUUAAAUGAUUUUAUGGUUCAAUUCCUAAGAAAAACCUCUUACAAUGGUACCAUUAUAAAAGCCAUGAUCGGACUAUAUUUAUUUAUUUUAUAUUUUCAAUUUGACUGAAGACAGAUUAAAACAAAGGAGAAAAAGAAUGUUUUGAUUAUGAGUUUGAGGAUUUGUAAUACGGCAAAACAAGGACAAUCAGACGAAAAAGCUCCUCUGAUGGUUAAUGUUGUACAGAACAAAACAUUUUUGUUUUA